Molecule: messenger RNA, 1962 nt
Organism: Lecanosticta acicola
Lineage: Eukaryota; Fungi; Ascomycota; Dothideomycetes; Mycosphaerellales; Mycosphaerellaceae
Source: the annotation of a GenBank genome assembly
AUGGUCGACCUGACAUGCCACGCACACUCUGCUAAUGGUCCCACAGCCAACCCGGUACCCCAGGAACUAGUGGAGGCACUCCUUCGAAGAGCGUCCCCGGCGAACGCACCGCACGGAUACACGCCUCAGACCGUCGACUGCCCUCAGUCGGCGCCCACCAUUCGAAGCGCGAACAGACUAUCUCCAAACGAGACCGCGUGGUUGGAAGUGCGCCGUAAUGCCACUGUACAGCCAAUGCACGACUGGCUUGGUCGGCUGAACAUUUCGGGAUUCGACACAAGCGCAUACAUCAACAAUCACAAAAGCAAUGCCAGUGCUUUGCCGAACAUCGCAAUCGCGGCUUCAGGUGGUGGUUACAGAGCCAUGUUGAACGGGGCCGGGAUUCUCCAGGCAUUCGAUAGCAGGACGCCGAACAGCACCAACAAGGGUCAAUUGGGUGGUUUGCUGCAGGCGUCGACAUAUCUCGCGGGUCUGUCUGGAGGUAGCUGGCUGGUCGGCUCUCUCUACUCGAACAACUUCACCUCUGUACAAGCCAGCUUGCUCAACAGCAGCGAAGGAUCAGUCUGGGAGCUUGGAAAUUCCAUUUUCGAGGGCCCGCACACUGGCGGCAUCCAGCUAUUAGACAGCGUUGGCUAUUAUUCUGCUCUGUUGGACCAGGUCAAUGGCAAGGAAGAUGCUGGCUUCAACACGACCAUUACAGACUACUGGGGCCGAGCAUUGUCUUAUCAACUUAUCAAUGCUACGGAUGGAGGUCCUUCGUAUACGUGGAGUUCCAUCGCGGAGCAAGACUGGUUCACUCGAGGCACUGCUCCCCUACCUUUGAUUGUGGCAGACAGUCGAGCGCCAGGCGAAGCGGUUGUGUCGACUAACUCUACAAUCUUCACUUUUAGUCCCUGGGAAUUAGGCUCUGACGACCCGACAUUGUAUGCUUUUGCUCCACUGAAAUACGUUGGUACGAACUUCACCGGCGGCAGGCCCCAGAGCGACCAAUGUGUUGUCGGAUUCGACAGUGCGAGCUAUGUCAUGGGGACAAGCAGCUCUCUGUUUAACGCGAUUCUCACCACUGUAAACCAGACCCAGACCGAUGGAGCAUUCUCUUCUGCUUUGCAGCACGCCUUGACCUCGAUCCUCGCAGCGAUCGGACAAGAUGAAGAAGAUAUCGCCGACUGGGUCAAUCCCUUUUACGGAUACAACAACGACACAAACCGCAACUCCGUCGACGAAACAUUGACUCUAGUAGACGGAGGCGAAGACGGGCAGAACAUUCCUCUGCACCCCUUGAUUCAACCAGAGCGUCACGUAGACGUGAUCUUCGCCAUCGACUCCUCUGCAGACACCAACACCACCUGGCCCACCAACACUUCCGCCCAAAACUGGCCCGACGGCAUCUCAAUGGUGAGCACCUACGAACGCAGCCUAUCCGACAUUGGCAACGGGACCGCUUUCCCUGCCGUCCCGGAUAUCAACACUUUCCUGAACCUCGGUCUCAAUAACCGACCUACCUUCUUUGGCUGCGACGCCGGCAACAUCUCCGGCCCGGCGCCUCUGGUCAUCUACCUCCCCAACGCCCCCUACAAUUACUACGGCAACCAGAGCACCUACAAAUUGUCGUACAACGACACGGAGCGCGACGCCAUCGUUCUGAACGCGUACAACGGCGCCACGCAGGGCAACGGCACCCUCGACGCCGAAUGGCCGGCCUGUGUAGGCUGUGCGGUCCUCAGUCGCAGUCUGAACCGCACGGGCACGGAAGUGCCUCAGAUUUGCAAUCGGUGUUUUUCGAAGUAUUGUUGGGACGGAACCGUCAAUAGCACCGCGCCGGCAUCUUACAGGCCUCCGUUCAAGCUUGCCGGGGACGUGGUCAAGGUGACGACGAGUGGUGCGGCGGGCAGAUCUUCUGGGUCUGCCGUGACGCUGGCGAUUGUGAGUGCUCUGGGAGCAGCGGCGUGUGCGAUGCUUUGA